GUUGGCGUCAAAUUAAGAUUUUGGCUAAACUCAAUUCGGUCAAUCUCUCCUAGGCUCACUCUCACAAGGAGGCAGAGCUCUCAGCCUCUCAUUCUCUCACUCAGUCUGCCACCGCCACCACCACCGCCACCGCACGGUCGCUGCCACGUCGCCGGCUCCUCUGCAUCUCCACCACUGCGUCAUCGCCUCCGUCCGUGGCUCGCCUUUGCGUCUUUCGUCCAGCGUGGCUCGCCAUCGCUGCUGCCUCUCCCUCGCCAGUCUCUGCUUCGCCGUGCUUGGUCUCCCUCUUCUCUGCCCGCGUUCCGCCUUCACAUCAUCAGGAUUGAUUUUGUUGCUGGGCUAUAUUGUUGCUCUUCUUCUCUGCCUCGGCCUCGUGCCUCCUCUGUCUCUGCUUCUGGCCCUCUCCACCUUGUGCCUCCUCUGACUUUGGUUCUGUGAUGGGAACACUGACAAUUUUAUUGAAACACUUGAUCCAACGGUUGAACCAAUAACCCAAUAACUCAGUAAUCUAAUCGAGUCAAUCACCGGUUCGGUUCUGACAACUGCUUAUGGCAACAGCUUCUACUUACAAGUCUCUCACAAAAUGCACAAACAUCUUCCUCUUAUUUCCUCUCUCCAAGAAGCAACACUCUAUUUACAGUCUUCAUUUUCACCAAAGACCAUUGUGCCAUGGAUGCUCUCUUUCAAUGAAUGGCUGCAGAAAAGGACAUUCAAGAGAGCCUGUUGGGACAAUAAAGACACAAACGUUGGAACCGGUUGCAACAACUUCAAUGGCUUUGUACAGCCUGAAAAUGGCAAUUUCUAAGAUGAAAUCAGAGCCUCAAUUUCGGAGCUCUUCAGGCAUAGUGAGGCUGCAGGUCUCCAUUGAGGAGGAAGAGGUCGAGGCCAUUGAUUGGCUCCACUCACAGAACCACCUGCUCCUUCCUCGCUGCUUCUUCUCUGGCAGGGAACACAAUUCUUUUGAUUCUAAUGGCAGAAGCUUGGUUAGCGUUGCUGGUGUUGGCUCUGCCGUUUUCUUUUGCCAGCCACACCCCUUUUCCUAUUGGGAUUGGGUAUCCAUUAGGAGGUUUCUUUCCGAGAGCUGCCCAUUGAUUCGUGCAUACGGAGCCAUCCGAUUCGACGCAAAAGCUAAGUUGUCAGUAGAGUGGCUGCCUUUUGGUUCUUUCUACUUCAUGAUUCCUCAGGUUGAGUUUAAUGAGCUUGAAGGAGGAUCGAUGCUCACUACGACCAUGGCGUGGGACAAUACAAUUUCUUGGUCAUGGGAAGAUGCAAUCAAUGCUCUCCAAGACACCCUUAGCAAGGUUUCUGCUUCGAUUGUGAGGUUCCCGAAACAAGCUCCUCCAACAUUAAUAUUAAGUAGCCAUGAUAUUCCAAGUAAAAUAGAUUGGGAUAUUGCUGUUAACAGAGCUUUGGAGAUGAUAAAGACAAACAACUCCUUACUAACCAAGGUUGUGCUAGCUCGUAGCACAAGAGUAGUGCCUACUACUAACAUUGAUCCGCUUACGUGGUUAGCUUGCUCAACGGUUGAGAGCGAAAAUGCAUACCAGUUUCUCCUUCAGCCGCCAAAUGCACCUGCAUUUAUCGGAAAUACACCAGAGCAACUAUUUCACAGAAAAUGGCUCCACAUUACUAGUGAGGCUUUGGCUGGAACUCGAGCUAGAGGAGUGUCGAUGGCUUUGGAUCGUCAAAUAGAACUCGACUUGCUUACAAGUCCAAAGGAUGAUAUUGAGUUCACCAUAGUAAGAGAUACCAUAAGAAGAAAAUUAGAGGGAGUAUGUGAAAAAGUUGUAAUCAAGCCAAAGAAAAUGAUAAGAAAGUUCCCUAGGAUCCAACAUUUAUUUGCUCAAUUAGCCGGCAGGUUAAGAAGUGAAGAAGACGAGUUUGAAAUUUUGUCAUCUCUUCACCCAAGUCCAGCGGUUUGUGGGUUUCCAACAGAAGAGGCACAACUUUUAAUUGCAAAAACAGAAGUAUUUGAUAGAGGGAUGUAUGGCGGACCUGUGGGUUGGUUCGGCGGUGGAGAGAGCGAGUUUGCUGUUGGAAUCAGGUCAGCAUUGGUGGAAAAGGAUCAUGGUGCAUUGAUAUAUGCUGGAACAGGGAUAGUGGAAGGAAGCAAUCCUUACUUGGAGUGGGAUGAACUAGAACUCAAGACAUCUCAGUUCACCAAGUUGCUCAAACUUGACUUGCCUCUCAGACAAAAAGUAGACUGUAAAUGAGCUCCAUCAACUGAUUCGGUUAGUGUCUUCGAUAUCUAUUUAUGCUGGUGGAGGCUUUGGACAAUACAAUAUAGAAUUUAUGUAUGUUACUUUAAAGACUCAAUUACUACUCUUAGAGUAGAUUCAACUACUUAUUUAGUAUUCAUGGGUUGAAAAGCCACGACAGCAAUUCUUUCUCCCGAAUACUUGUACCCUUUUGAGCAAAGAAAUAUAAAAUGUGAAACUUUUGGGUGCA
Molecule: messenger RNA, 2448 nt
Organism: Arachis stenosperma
Lineage: Eukaryota; Viridiplantae; Streptophyta; Magnoliopsida; Fabales; Fabaceae
Product: isochorismate synthase 2, chloroplastic-like
Exons: 17
Coding region: 549-2213 (554 amino acids)
Biological process (GO): phylloquinone biosynthetic process
Cellular component (GO): plastid
Molecular function (GO): isochorismate synthase activity
Source: RefSeq, a predicted model, not a curated record